AUGUCUGUUUCUUCCACUUCUGAUAUUGAAAUAACCCUCUGGUGCACUUGGGCCCUGACUGUCACUCAUAAGGCAUGUGAAUAUACCAAAUGGAAAUUCAAUGCAGAGAAGACAGGAGGAGACCCAGUUAUACCUUCUUUGAACCUAGACACUGAUCUGGUGAUGGCUUGCGAUCAAUUAGUUGAUUGCCUGAUAAAGGCAUAUAAAAAUCCCAUUCAGAUGCAGAUUGAUGUUGCAAGAUAUAACAAAUUGAUCUCCCUAAAGGACACUGGGCAUAAUGAAGAGAGAGAGGAGAAGUUGCUUGAGAUACCCACCACAAUUCUUGAUGCAUCCAGUGCCAUCAUCGCAUGGUAUGUCCCAGACACCCUGACCGAUGCCACCCAGAAGGAAAUUUGGGCAGCCUCUGAUUUGCUUGCUCCAAUCCUCAAAAAAAGCAUAAAGCUUGAUAGCAAUUGGCAAACUAAUCAAGAGUGA
This is a messenger RNA of Suillus subaureus, 474 nucleotides long. RefSeq lists its product as uncharacterized. Bases 1 to 474 code for a protein of 157 amino acids. The record is from RefSeq and is a predicted model, not a curated record. NCBI's taxonomy places the organism in Eukaryota, Fungi, Basidiomycota, Agaricomycetes, Boletales, Suillaceae. The transcript has 3 exons.